Messenger RNA from Gekko japonicus, 3242 nucleotides. Its product is annotated as ADP-ribosylation factor 6-like. The transcript has a single exon. The record is from RefSeq and is a predicted model, not a curated record. NCBI's taxonomy places the organism in Eukaryota, Metazoa, Chordata, Lepidosauria, Squamata, Gekkonidae. Gene Ontology annotation, biological process: vesicle-mediated transport; intracellular protein transport. Gene Ontology annotation, molecular function: GTPase activity; GTP binding. Gene Ontology annotation, cellular component: cytoplasm. Bases 15 to 542 code for a protein of 175 amino acids.
GCUCGCCUGCAGCCAUGGGGAAGAUGCUGUCCAAGAUCUUCGGCAACAAAGAGAUGAGGAUCCUGAUGCUGGGCCUGGACGCGGCCGGCAAGACGACCAUCCUUUACAAGCUCAAGCUUGGCCAGCCGGUGACCACCAUUCCCACGGUGGGCUUCAACGUGGAGACGGUGACCUACAAGAACGUCAAGUUCAACGUCUGGGACGUGGGGGGCCAGGACAAGAUCCGGCCCCUCUGGAGACACUACUACACCGGCACCCAGGGGUUGAUCUUCGUGGUGGACUGCGCGGACCGCGACCGGAUCGACGAGGGCCGUCAGGAGCUCCACCGCAUCAUCAAUGACCGGGAAAUGCGGGACGCCAUCAUUCUCGUCUUCGCCAACAAGCAAGACCUCCCCGACGCCAUGAAGCCCCACGAGAUCCAAGAGAAACUGGGCCUCACUCGCAUUAGGGACAGGAAUUGGUACGUCCAGCCGUCGUGCGCCACGUCGGGGGAAGGACUCUACGAAGGCCUGAUGUGGCUCACGUCCAACUACAAAUCCUAAUCCUAGGGCUGUGUCACCUAGUGAUGUGCGCGCGCGCAGAGUCUCUUUAACCAAUGAAUCCUAGAACGUAUACAUAUAUAUAUUCUCUUCUGUCUCUUCCCUCACCCACCCACCCCAGCCUCCAAACGUUUUUUGGGGGGUGCAGCAGGUUUUGAAAUCUAAUAGGGUGCAUCGAAACGAAUUUUGGCUAGUUGCUUCUGCAGAUGUUGGAGCGGUACCGGCAAAAGAGCCGUCUGGGAGAAGCCUUCCUCCCAGUUACCAUCGGGAGCUUUUGUGUUUUCCACGGAUGGGAGAGAAAAUGGGGAAAGGGGGUUGGUUGGUCCCCACCCUUUACCAGGAAGCCACCUGUGAGUGUCAGCUUGGCUUUCCUCUGAACCCCCUCCGCCCCCACGGUUCUCCAACCUGCGGUGACCGAGUAGUGGCCUUUGCCUAAGAGAUGAGCUCUGUUGUAGAGCAGAGGUUCCCCAACACGGUGCCCCUGGGCGCAGUGGCGUUGACACCUUUCCAGUCGCACUCCAGCUGUUUCUGGAAAGUGGGUGGAGCUUUGGCCCCGUAAGGCUUCUGAUUGGCUGCUGGAGAUUUGACGGGCUAUGCGGAUUUGUAGAAAUGUGGCUUUGGUGACCACCGCAGCACGAGGGUCUUCGCUGUGUGACUGAAGGUCAGCCGCGGCGGUGGCCGUUUUGUGGCUGCGCCCUCCAUACUGGGGCAGACUACCAAAGGGGCCUGCGGGCUCAAAAAUCUGGGGACCCCAUUGCAAGGAAGCUGGGGAGGGGGGAUUGUAAGCAAUUUGGAUCGGCUCCUCCGCAAUAGCAGAGUUGGUUUUCUUUUUCUUUUCUUUUUUUUAAGGGUCGGGAAGAACUGUUGGGACCAUAUAAGGCUGAGAAUUUUUCUCCAUAUUAGAGCUCGUCCUCGGAUAUGGGUUCUGCUUGCUGGAUCCCACGGGGACCCGCUUGCAUCGUGAGGAAAGUUCCGCCAGCGGCGGAAUGGAUCCACGGGAUCCAAUCCCUUUUGCUUUCAGGAGGGGCCUGCCCCAUACCGUUCUCUGCCCUUUGUUGCACGCUGUGUGGUUGGGAGGCGCGAAGAGGGAUGUCCGCUGGCUGGAACAGCUUGCCUGCGUAGGCCGUGUCCCGGAAACGCUCUUUUGUUGGAACCACCUUCAUUUUUUUUUUAAUUUUAUUUUCUUGGGGCUACCGCAGUCUCCUCUUCUCUCUUGACCUGUUCAACCUGCCAAAGUUGCCUGCUUGCGGUGGGCAGAGCCGUGCACGCCCGACCGAACCAGUUCACCCGGUGUGGAAUGGGUGGGAUCGACAAAAGCCAUUAAUCAGAGCUGUGCUCUCUUACACCCUUCCCAAAUUCUUCCCCAACGUCUCCCUCUUGGGAGAGGACGGAUUCCCGUCUUGAAACGGGGAGGGCGGACGGGAGCCUCUUGAAGUGGGGCGGCUCUGGCUCAGCCCCCCUUUCAUUGAUUCCCCCCUGCCCCCAGCUUUUGAAGCGGUCUUCUUAGUUCCGUGUCCCUUGGCCGAAUACUUGUCUCUUCCAAGCAGGACUGAAUCGAUGCGGAUCUGUUUGGAUCCUUUCCUCUCCUUUGUAAAAUCUUUCCUCCCCGGCACAAAAAUCCCCCCCCCACUUCUGCCUUUACCUUUUGGGAUCCCGUCAAGGUGGGCACGCAUCACCAUGCCACCUGUGCCAGGGAAAGGACUAUUAGCCAGCAUUCUACCCUCCAUCUGCGCCAUCCGCUCUCUCGAGCGCCGGUUCAGUGGCUGGAGGCCAAUUCCCAACCCUGGGAAACGUACCUUCCUGGUGUGCGUUGAAGGAGAAACACGCUCUGCGGGUUCUCUGUUCCAAGUGGUGGGCGUGGAAUAUAGGUUUUCGAUCUUAUUGGCUACGUUGAUCCUGUUUCGCCCACAGUGGGAUAUAUGUCUUUUUGGCACGAGUGGAAUCUUGGUCACUGAUAAAAGCGGGUUUUUGCAGGCCAGGGUCUCUCCUUUCUCCUCUUUGCUAAAUGCCUGCUCCCCCCCCCUCCCCCGGAAUACUUUGAAGCAAAGUCUAGAGGGAAGCAGGGACCAAUUUUAGGUAAGGUUUUCUUAUCAUCCUAUAAUAUGCCAGUAAAGGCAAGUCAGUUCCUGACUUUCAAAUCAAACUGGAUGUAUUUGGGCUCCCUUCUGCACGGAGUGGCCUGCUCAGGGAUUCGUGGUUUCCCCCUUCAUCCGCUUUCCCUCUUCCCAUCGACCCCCCCAAAAGCUGUGUUCUAACUUUUUAGACUUCCCACUUCCCUUAUAAUGAAAGUCUGGCUGAACGGGAUUUGAGUUCUCACCAUAUCCAUUCAUUGUCUUUUGCCAAUAAGGACUUGUGCACGUUGGAGUAAGGCAGGUUCUCUCCCUCCCCUGGACACCCCAAUGAAAAGACAACCAUUUCUCUCGAACAAGCACGUGAAACGCUCUUGUGUCCGAUUUCCUUGGUCGGUCGCUUUAGCUUAUCGAGAUGUGAAGGCAGCAGAGCUCUCAGGUGUGCCCACUUCGGAUUUAUUUUUUUUAAAAUGUGCGUCUUUUGGAAAUCCCCAAAGAAAAUUGGGCGGGGGGGGGGAUUCGUUCUGAAGCAUUGCAGGCAGAGAGAGAGAAGAAUCUAAGAAACGACAGUGACUCACGCCAGUCGCUGCCAGUGUCCCCUCUAAGCUGUGGAGUCUUGUGAGCAAAAAUUCUA